CGCCGGCUUCCAGGGCCCCGCGCCCCCGGGCGCCCAUCGGUUCCCCCCGGGCGCAAGGUCCCUACGCCUGACCCCUGACCCUCGCCCCGGAAGUCGAGGUGAUUCGGAAGUUCCGGCGCGGUCUCUAGGAAACGGGCCAGCCUGACGCCAGGGGCGGCGCUUCUGGUUCGCGGAGGGGGGCGGACCAGGUCCAGGCCAGCGUGUGCUGCUGCUCCCCACCGCCUCCGCCACGCUGACUCUUCCUCCUCCCUCCCUGGAGAAUGAGCAGUAAGAAGGGGGGGUCCAGAGGCGCGUCGGGGAAGUGGCAGGCGUUCUUCCCCAGAGCCAAGCCAGGAGCUGCUGCUGCAGGGCCAACCGCGGAGGACCAAGCAGCCACCGUUAUCCAGUGUUCCUUCCGGAAGCUCCUGGCAAGAAAGGAGCUGGCCCGCCGUCAGCAGGAGCACCAGGACUACCUGGAGCAGAUGGAGAGGCUGCAGAGGGAGGCCUUCGUGGCCCAGGUCCGGCGGGAGCAGGAGGCGGCCCGGCGGCGGCGGGAAGAGAAGGAGGCAGCCGAGCAGCGGCGGCGGGAGGAGCGGCAACGCGAGGCGCGCCUGCUGGAGGCGGCCUUCGACGGGAACCUGGGCGAAAUCCAAGCCGUCCUGCAGGAGGUGGAAGAGCUGCUGACCCGCGAGGGCGUGGGCUCCGACGCGGCGGGGGCGGCGCGGCGGCUGCAGCGGCGCGUGGCGCUGGUGGACUGCGAGGACGGCGGCGGGAACACACCGUUGUCCGAGGCGGCGGCGGGCGGGCAGCCCCUGGCCAUCCAGCUGCUGGCCGAACAGGGCGCCAGUCCCAACAGUAAGGGCGCCUUCGGCCGGACCCCGCUGUACCGAGCGGCCUUCGGGGGCCACCUGGAAGCCGUGGAGGUGCUGCUGAAGCUUGGAGCUGACCCCCGAGUGUAUGCGGACGACGGGAGCACCCCGGAGCAGGUGGCCUCUCUGGAUGCGGUGGCCAGCGUGCUGCACGUGUGGGACCUGGGCCUCACGGAUGUCAUGCUGCAGAACAUGGAGGCCGAGCGGCAGCGCCGGGCCCAGGAGGCCGAGCAGCACAAGGAGGCGGAGGCCAAGCGCGUGAACCUCAAAGUGCAGCAGCUGGCGAAGGCACAGCAGCAGUGUCACAAGCAGCUGCAGCAGGCGUACUUCGAGCUCAACCGGAGGGUCGCGGAGCACGACAGGUGCGAGCGGAGGGGUGCCGCCAGGGCCGAGCUCACGCUGCAGGCCAUCAAAGACGCAGAGGCGCAGGUGGACAGGCUCCGACAGGAGGCCCAGAAGGCCGAGGAGACGCUGGCCCAGGCCCGGCUGGAGCAGCGGGAGCGGACCCAGGCGGGGGAGGAGGAGGCGCCCGGGCUGAAAUGCCAGGUCACCGAGCUCCACGACGUGCUGCUGAGGGAUGUGGGUGAUCGCAUCCGCGCCGACGGCAGGUCAGCGGCCUGGGUCUGGGACGCGGGACAGGCAGGCGAGGGGCGAGCCAAGGGCCCGGCGGUCGGCGGUGAGCUGACGGCCGCCCCCAGGUGGCCUCUUGUUAUCGACCCUUCGGGCCAGGCGGCCGUCUUCCUGCGCUACCAGGACACCAACUACGUGGACGCCGUGAACCCGGAGCACCUGCGGCCGGAGAGGCUCCGGCUGGCCCUGCUGGGGGCGCUCAGGUUCGGGAAGCCGCUGGUGGUGGACCUGCGCGAGGUGGACGUGUUCCCGGCGGUGCAGCGGCAGCUGGAGGCGGUGCAGCCGGGCCUGGCACGGGAGCUGCUGAGCCGCGCGCUGCUGGAGCGGGAGCGGUACCUGUCGCUGUUGCGGCCCAACGACGGGCCCGAGUACGGCCCCGCCCAGUUCCAGGAGGCGCGCCUGGGGCACUUCCGCCUCUUCUUUGUCACCAAGGUGCGGUGGCCUCCAGCCGAGCAGCUGCGGGUGCUGCUCCCGGUGCGCGUGCAGCUGCCCGGCGGGGGCCUCUAGGGCUCCGCCCCAAUAAAGCGCGCCCCCAGGGCGCUGGGUCCCCGUGCCUGCGCGUGUCCGCCCGACUGCGCGCGCGCGCCCGGGCAGGGGGCUGAGCCUGGUGGCGGGAGCCCAGGCGCGGUCCUCCAGCUGCGGAGAGGGGCUCGGCCCCCUUCCCCACCCCCCCCCCCGCCCCCAGACUCGGAGGAACAGAAGGGGUCGGAGGCGGACAGACAGACGAGAGAUAAAACGUAGUCAAUU
Molecule: messenger RNA, 2225 nt
Organism: Phacochoerus africanus (Common warthog)
Lineage: Eukaryota; Metazoa; Chordata; Mammalia; Artiodactyla; Suidae
Gene: IQANK1
Product: IQ motif and ankyrin repeat containing 1
Exons: 12
Coding region: 261-1985 (574 amino acids)
Biological process (GO): regulation of barbed-end actin filament capping
Cellular component (GO): cytoplasm; nucleus
Molecular function (GO): protein binding
Source: RefSeq, a predicted model, not a curated record